AGGCUGAUGUCUGCUGUGCUAUUCAUAUGAGUAGUCAGUAUUGCAUGUAUCUGUAGCUGUGGAAGAGUGUUAAAUGAAUAUUAAUGAGAUGCCCAGUUUUGGCUCCCUCCCCAGCCCCCUCCACUGCUUGCACUACUUCCUGGCUGGGCCCUGAACCCCAGAAGCAUGAGUGAGAGAACGGCACUAGGGGCCACCAUGGAGACCAUGACCCUGGAGGAGCCCGGGGGUGAACAAGUCUCUCCCCGGGCCCCAGGGCCCGUCCGCUGUGGCCCCUGUGCGGUGUGGCCCCGCCAGCAGACCUGGCUUUGCGUUGUGCCCCUACUGAUGGGCUUUGUGGGCCUAGGCCUCAGCCUGAUGCUUCUAAAAUGGAUUGUGGUGGGCUCAGUGCAGGAUUACGUUCCGACUGACCUGGUGGACGCCAAUCGCAUCGGACAGGACCCCAUUUUCCUAUCUAAACCCAGUGCCCUGCCCAAGGGUUCUGAUGGCUCCACGUCUACCACUUCCGCCCCGCCCUCAGCGGCUCCGGGUUCAGCAACCCGAGCAGCUGAGGGUACAGGUACAGUGCAAAGGACUCGAAUUGGGCAGUCCUCAAACCACACGGCCAGUAGCAGCAGCAGCAGUGGAGGAAGUGGAGGGGCCUUAGGGGGAGGCUCGGGAAACAGAGCUCCACACCUGCAUAACAGAGUGGGAACGCGACUGACCAACAACACCACCGCCACCCGAGCCACCAAUCCUGCCCCACCAGGAGGAAAGGAGGUGACCCCACGCAGCACCACUGUCCGAAAACCCAACGGGGAGGGUGGGAGCCGAAAGGCAUCUCCUUCUGGACGGGCUGGGCCACCGAGUACGAGCACGACGACAACUACGAUAAUGACGAACACAACCACCACCCAAGCGGCCCAAGCGGCCCAACCGACCUCCACCCUCGCGUCCCCCUCCAAGCCCGGUCAACGCUGGAACCAUGGGCGCUCCUCUAAGGGCCCUUCAACAAAGCCUACUCGCCCACACCAUCGCUUCAGGACGCCCACAUUAUUUGUUGCCCCCACAACCUCUACCGUACGUUCGGAGUUCUUCAAGCCAUGCCAAGACAGUCAGGAGAUGGCCUUCUGUUUGAAUGAGGGAGAGUGCUUCAUCAUCGAAACAGUGGCAGGUGUACUGCAGGACUGCAGGUGUAAAGAGGGUUACCGUGGACUUCGUUGUGACCAGUUUGUCCCGAAGACAGACUCCAUCUUAUCUGACCCAACAGCAGAUGAGCUGGGCAUUGAGUUUAUGGAGAGUGCAGAAACCUAUCAGAGACAGAUAUUGUCCAUCUUCAGCAUAGCCAUGGGGAUCAGCCUGCUGGGAGUGGCUUGCAUGGCUCUUUACUGCAAAAACAAGAGACAAAGAGAGAAGCAUCGAGCCCAUCUGACCGAAAUUCGCAACUUGAGGGACAGUACCGUCAACGCCUCGGGUAUCAUGUCUAAAUCCAGCCUCAAACUCGAGAGCACCCUCCAGCUUCAGAAGAGCAGAAGAGCCCAUGGUUUCUCCUCUCCGCAGGCAGACAGCAUCGUUCUCAGCAGCUCUAAAGUUUCCCUACCAAAUCAUAUUCGCAGUCUCUCGAUGGGGAAGCGCUGCAGAAGCUGCUCGUUCUCCUCAAGCCCUGCCCUAAAACACAAGGUAACCAAUUAUCGAGCCGUCUCAAAGUGGACACCACAAAUCUCUAGAGCAGGCCAUCAUCUCAGUGGAGAAUCUCGAGAUUCUCUUCAGUCCUAUAAACAUCUCCAGGAAGUGGAGGUGAAUGAGGUGAUGCCACAAUCUUUGAGAAGAUGCCAGUCUCACUCAGACAGCAAUCAACAAAGCCGUUGCAACCUGAAUAUGCAAAUUAUGCUCUCCGCCCAUUCCAAAGGAAAGAUGGGGUAUACUGACGUUCCGUGCACUCGUCUUGACCAGGGAACGACCUUUCCUCCCCCUUCUUUCCGAGCCCACUCCGUACCCAUUAUCCCCUCCGUUCAGGGACCUGAUUUUGGGGAGGGGGGCAGGAACAAGCUUCAUAACGGGGUUAGGGGUUCUUCCAGCUACAACCUAAUCAAUCCUGAGUCUGAGGCGGAGUCAAUGGCAAAUUCCAGCCGAUCACUUGCCAGCUCCUCUGUGGCGGUGCAGGAUCCACAGACACUCACCUGCUCCGAGUCUGCACUGAUGUCAAGAGGCCAAAUCAAACACAAAAGCCUUGUUACCUACACAACAGCCUUGGGAUCAGGCACAAGUUCCAGAAGAGCAAAGACUGUCAUUUCUAUGACCGUACUGGGAUCAGGGCCAAAAACCACGCAGUACGCCGCCAGCCUGCUGUCUAAGGCUUCCAGAGGACAGGAGGGACGCUCUGCUUUCGGGGAAGGACAGCAGGAUGAUGGUUUACAAACCCCAUUUGUGGGGGGCGAAAAAGACAGCUCUUUUUCUGACGGGGUUAGAGGUGUGGCCUGCCUCACAUAUCCCAAAAGCUGAUUGGAUAAACACAAAGAUUGCUUUGGAAACUCCACGUCGGUGUGGAUGGGGCUGGAAUGUCCCCGCUAGUGCAAGACACUUACUUUUGGAACUAUUUUACUGCAUUGUGAAGUACAACUACUGACAACCCAAUUUAAAACUCUGACUUCCUGAUGACACAAUGUGAAUAGAUGCGAGAGAACAAAGACUUUGGUGGGAUGUUGAUCUAAAGAGGUAUUGGAGAGGAUUUAUAUGCCAAUAUUUAACAAAAAGCUUCAAUUUAGAAACCAAAUAGUGUGUCAUCUCAAUGUUGUUUCUCUACUGUAAAGAAAAAAAUAUAUAAUAGAUGUCAAAACUAUAUGUAUGUCAUAUAUUCCAUGUAUAUGACAUACCGAGUGACGAAAAUAAAGAUGCAAAACAUGGUAAUGCAGAAGCUUUUUUUCCAAUAACUGCUGUUCUAUAAUCUCAGCCCAGCUCUGUAUUUUUGUCUGUUUUGCUUGAGGUCUUGAGAAGAAAAACGGUUUCUGAAUAAAAUCUGAA
This is a messenger RNA of Sinocyclocheilus grahami, 2997 nucleotides long. RefSeq names its product neuregulin 3b (gene nrg3b). Bases 166 to 2478 code for a protein of 770 amino acids. Gene Ontology annotation, biological process: nervous system development; animal organ development; intracellular signal transduction. Lineage: Eukaryota; Metazoa; Chordata; Actinopteri; Cypriniformes; Cyprinidae. The record is from RefSeq and is a predicted model, not a curated record. The transcript has 10 exons. Gene Ontology annotation, molecular function: chemorepellent activity.